AUGCCCAUGCACUACCCCGUACCCACACACUGCCCCAUGCCAAUGCACUCCCCCAUGUCCAUGCACUACCCUGUACCUACACACUGCCCCAUGCACUACCCCAUACACACACACUGCCCCAUGCACUACCCCGUACCUACACACUGCCCCAUGCACUACCCCGUACCUACACACUGCCCCAUGCACUACCCCAUACACACACACUGCCCCAUGCACUACCCCAUACACACACACUGCCCCAUGCACUACCCCGUACCCAUACACUGCCCCAUGCACUACCCCGUACCCACACACUGCCCCAUGCACUACCUCGUACCCACACACUGCCCCAUGCCCAUGCACUCCCCCAUGCCCUACCCCGUACUCAUACACUGCCCCAUGCCCAUGCACUACCACAUACCCACACACUGCCCUAUGCCCAUGCACUACCACAUACCCACACACUGCCCUAUGCCCAUGCACUACCACAUACCCACACACUGCCCUAUGCCCAUGCACUACCACAUACCCACACACUGCCCUAUGCCCAUGCACUACCACAUACCCACACACUGCCCUAUGCCCAUGCACUACCACAUACCCACACACUGCCCUAUGCCCAUGCACUACCACAUACCCACACACUGCCCUAUGCCCAUGCACUACCACAUACCCACACACUGCCCUAUGCCCAUGCACUGCCCCAUGCAUGACAUUAGCUCUUCUGUGCUCUAG
Messenger RNA from Hemibagrus wyckioides, 714 nucleotides. RefSeq lists its product as uncharacterized. The transcript has a single exon. Lineage: Eukaryota; Metazoa; Chordata; Actinopteri; Siluriformes; Bagridae. The record is from RefSeq and is a predicted model, not a curated record. The coding region runs from base 1 to 714 and encodes 237 amino acids.